Centropristis striata (black sea bass) is the source of this 1715-nucleotide messenger RNA. RefSeq names its product GTPase IMAP family member 3. The transcript has a single exon. The annotation marks the transcript as partial. The record is from RefSeq and is a predicted model, not a curated record. Lineage: Eukaryota; Metazoa; Chordata; Actinopteri; Perciformes; Serranidae. Gene Ontology annotation, molecular function: GTP binding.
ACAUUUUCCACAGGAUCUCCUGUAGAAUUAAGGCUGAUGGUGGUUGGAAGCAGUGGACCUUCACAGUUCCUUCUAAUAAAUUCCAUACUGGGGAGACAGGAGUUUUCAAAGGAUACCACCAGCAUUUCUGACAGCAGGAAGCACACCACGGAGCUGGCUGGUAGACGAGUGGCUUUGGUCAAUGGACCAAACAUGUAUGACAAAGAUAUAUCUCGUUCUAAAAGGAAGAUGGAGCUGAGGAGGUCUAAGUGCUUAUGCGUUCCUGGUCCCCAUGCAUUUCUUAUGGCCUUUGACGUGGAGAAAAUCUCCCAGAAUGAUAUGAGAACCCCCAAACUGAUGAAGGAACGCUUUGGAAGACACAGUCCGAGGCACUGCAUGGUCCUCCUAGCUUAUGAAGGAACCCUGGGGGUAGCUGAGGUGGAAGACAGGGUGCUGAAGACCGACUGGCCUCUGAGAGAGCUGAUCGACAAGUACGGUGGACGAUUUCACGUUUUCAGCAAGAACUGGAGAGAUCGCAGCCGGGACAGAAUGCUGCUGCAGAAGAUCGAGAGGAUGGUGGCCUCUUUAGGAGGGGGCUGCUUCACCAGCCGGUCUUUCCAGAAGGCAGAGGACUGUGUGAAGAGGGAGGAGAAGAGGCUCAGGAAGCAGAGGACAGCAGAGAUAGAGAAGGCAUGGACGGAGAUGGAGAAGCAAUACAUAGCGGAGGAGUUGUACCACCAGAAAGAUGCCUACACAGCCACUGUCGGUGCAGAGAUCAGAGCCAAGGCGGAGUUGAACAACGGAUGGCUCAGAACCUCUCUGGCAAGAGGACUGGGGACGGGUCUUGUUGUUGGAGCUGUCGUGGGGGCGCUGUUUGGGUCCAUAGAGGGCCCAGGAGGGAUGAUUCUGUAUGGGAUAAUAGGUGGUGCAGUAGGUGGAUCAGCAGGAGGAACAGCCCAGGUAGCUAUAGAGCAUAUAGAGGACAGGGUGGCUCCUCCUGCCAGACUCAACUUCAACUCCAUCUUCAUUAACCGCUUCUUUUCAACUCCUCGUCCAUGUUGAAAAACUUCCGUGCGUAGUUGACGUAAAACGUAUAAAUUCCUUGAUCUACAUACGAAAGUUAAUUAACAGGUUAACAUUGACUUUUGGUUUCACACAGGACUCUUUCACUAGUCUACUGGGUCAAAGUCUGGGGUUUGUUUGAGCCAUUUGUCACCAUUUCUGUCACCCUGAACAGACUUUUAUGCUUUUUAUAGUACGUUAGUUGCUCUUAGCGUCUAAUAAUGAUGCAGAUGGAUUUUAAUUGGACUAAGCAUCGGCUUGUGACGAAUUAGAGUAUAUGGUAGCGCAGAGUGCAAAAGGUGCUGGAAUAAAUCUGAGAUCAUUUCUGUAAUAGUUUGCUUUAUAGACACAAGGAAGUUAGAUUUUUCAGUAUACACAUCAUAGUUAGUAUAUUCCUACUGACAAGCGAUGAUAUGUACAUGUAAAAACAGUAUAAAACAGGACUGUAAUCAGUCAAUAAAACGUUAAUAUUAUGUGCACUUUGUAUCUAACUGUUGCUCAAGUAGUGUCUGGCUGACUGGGUACAGAAAUGUACAACUUCUGUUAGGUUAAAACUCAAACUUUACUUGUUCUAUGCCAUGCAGUGGAAGGCAAUUACUAAAGGUAACAACCAAUAAACCCCAUGGUUGAUUUAAACUGUAAAUUUGUAUCCUUAAUAAAUGGAGUUGUGACUU